CUUUUAUCCGAGAUUACAUUAACUGUACAGCAAUAUGGCUGCCGCUGACUGUCCUUUGUUUACAAACGUCGUAAUGAGGAAGUAAAGACUGUGUUUACUACUUCAGCACGACAUCUCCAAGGCUGUACAGUAGCUACGAGAGGCACGAUAGUUAUCGAUCUUUAGAGAACCACCUGUUUUUGUCGUUCGAAGUGGAUUAACUUCUGCUAGAGUUAAAGUUUUCAGCUCUGUGCACACAGGUAGAAUGAGUGUGGGUUUCAUAGGAGCAGGCCAGCUGGCCCACGCUCUGGUGAGAGGCUUCACAGCUGCAGAGAAUGGGAGUCCAUUUCACCACCAGUAACAAAGAGACCGUGAACAAGAGUGAUGUUCUCUUCCUGGCUGUGAAGCCACACAUCAUUCCUUUCGUACUGGAUGAGAUCGGACCAGACAUUGAAGAUCGUCACCUCAUUGUGUCCUGUUCUGCAGGUGUCACCAUCAGCUCUAUAGAGAAGAAGCUGCAGCAGUAUCGCAUUGCUCCAAAGGUGAUGCGCCUCAUGACCAAUACGCCAGUGGUGGUGCGUGAGGGUGCCACUGUGUACUCCACGGGCACCCACGCAGAGCUGGAGGAUGGACGGCUCCUGGAGCAGCUGAUGGCCAGUGUGGGGUACUGCAUUGAGGUGGAAGAGGACCUGAUUGAUGCUGUCACCGGCCUCAGCGGCAGCGGCCCUGCCUACGCGUUUACAGCUGUAGAAGCUCUCGCUGAUGGGGGAGUUAAAAUGGGCCUGCCCAGGAGACUGGCUGUGCGCCUCGGAGCCCAAGCCCUGCUGGGAGCUGCUCGGAUGCUGUUGGACUCCGAGCAGCACCCUGGCCAGCUCAAGGACAACGUGUGCUCGCCAGGGGGCGCCACCAUCCAUGCCCUGCACGUCAUGGAGAGUGGCGGCUUCCGCAGCCUCCUGAUCAAUGCUGUAGAGGCCUCCUGUGUUAGGACCAGGGAACUUCAGUAUUUGGCUGACCAAGAGAAAAUCUCCCCGGCUGCCAUAAAGAAGACAACUCUGGACCAAGUGUUGCAGCAGCCGGGAGUGUCUGCAGAUGCUGUUGGAGUCAGACCUCGUGGGAUUAGUAUGUUCAGCAGCAGCAGUAGCAGCAGUAACCCAAGGAGCAAAAAGAAGUGAACAUUUCUUUUGUAAAGCUCAGACACAGCACAUUGUAAUGUUAGGAUGAGGUAAGCUAACCCAGUGGAGUACUUCCUUGAAUAAAUAUAUAUAUUUGGGAUGAUACUGUGAAAAAAGCAAUAUUUCUUUUUUGUAAUAAACUGUCCUUUCUUUGUGAGA
Acanthopagrus latus (yellowfin seabream) is the source of this 1310-nucleotide messenger RNA. RefSeq names its product pyrroline-5-carboxylate reductase 1a (gene pycr1a). Lineage: Eukaryota; Metazoa; Chordata; Actinopteri; Spariformes; Sparidae. Gene Ontology annotation, molecular function: pyrroline-5-carboxylate reductase activity. Bases 315 to 1151 code for a protein of 278 amino acids. The record is from RefSeq and is a predicted model, not a curated record. Gene Ontology annotation, biological process: L-proline biosynthetic process. The transcript has 6 exons.